CAUUCAUCCUAUUGGAUCCUCACUUACACAACAUCUUAUUGCCAUUCUUAUUCGAUAGGACAGGAGCCGGUUUCGUCUUAUCAAUCUUUGGUAUCUACGACCUUCGAUCUUUGAUCCUUCAGCCUAACCGAGGCUCUUUUGCUUUCCUAAUUUCUUACAGUCGUAGCGUAGGAAGACGAGGCAGGCGCACAGCCUUGAUGCGAGUGUACUCCGAUCUCUAACUACGAGCCGCAAGGAAUUCGAGCAAAUGGAAGUAUCGGCUUAAUAUCGCCGCCGUGCUUACGCUUGAUGCCUGUGGAUUCAGCUCGGCGGCGGAGGUAUUCGUAUAGAUUGCAUCCCCAUUCGUGUGCAUUCAUUCUUCCGACUGCAGCGAUCUCGUACAUACGUCUCAGAUAGUAAUUCAUCUAUCACAAGAAAGCAGCAAGGCAGCCCAAUUCACUGCAAAACUACUGACAAACAGAAAGAAAACGACAAGUGACAUCACCCUUGUCUCUCAGCAUCAUGUCUCCGAGCGGCCAGCUCUCGCAAACAUUCUUAAGACUUGGCGUCAGCCGCCAUUUCAAUCCAAGAAUUCUCUCAGUAUCCUCACUCCUCACCAUCAACAGCUACAACAACAACAGCAGCAAUCUUAUUAUAUACUCACCUCGCUUAUCUUCUAAAAACUCUACACAACAACUUAGAUACUUUACGCAAACCAGAAGCAAGAUGUCGGCCACCAAUAACGCUGCCUGGAUCAAAGCGGCCAAGAGCCACCCCUUUGUGGUCGAGCCCGCUCCUGUGUGGACCCCUGAGGCUAACGAGAUUCUUGUCAAGAACCACGCCGUCGCCAUCAACCCCGUCGAUGGCUCUCUCCAAGCUGCCGGCUGGUGGCCCCUGAACUACCCUACCAUGCUUGGUCAGGAUGUUGCUGGUGUUGUUGCUGCUGUCGGUCCCGGUGUCACCUCUUUCAAGGUUGGCGACCGUGUUGUUGGCCACGCCGUCGGUAUGGCCACUAAGCGUGACCAGGACAACGCUUUCCAAGAAUACACCAUUGUGCAGACCAAUAUGGCUACCCAUCUGCCCGACCAAAUUGCCUACGAGAAAGCUGCUGUUCUCCCUCUAGCCAUGUCUACCGCUGCAUGCGCUCUCUACCAGGACACUCACCUCAAGCUCCAACUCCCCACAGUUCCCCCACAGAAGCCUACCGGCAAGACUUUCAUCGUCUGGGGUGGUGCUUCCGCCGUUGGCAGCAACGCCAUCCAACUCGCCGUCAACUCUGGCUAUGAGGUCAUCACCACUGCCUCUCCCAAGAACUUCGAGUAUGUCAAGAAGCUCGGUGCCAGCCAGGUCUUCGACUACGCUAGCCCGACCGUCCAGGACGAUCUUAUCAACGCCUUGAAGGGCAAGACCAGCGCUGGUGCCCUCGACUGCAUUGGUGGCGCUCCCCAGGGCAUCCUCCAACAGGUUCUAGCCAAGUCGGAGGGUGUUAAGGCUGUCGCCUCCACCAAGCGGGGCUGGCCCGAGCCCCCAGAGGGUGUCCAGAUGUACUCCAUCUUUGGAACCACUCUAAAGGACAACUUUGUUGGAAAGGCUAUCUACAACGACUUCCUACCGGCGGCACUGGCGGCUGGUACUUAUGUCCCAGCCCCUGAGCCUAUCAUCGUUGGCAAGGGUGUCGAGAAGAUCCAGGAGGCUGUCGAUCUCGUGAAGAAGGGCGUAUCGGCAGCCAAGCUCGUUGUUACUCUGUAAGUUGAGGUAUACCCAUGUUAGAUGAAACUGUUGGUUAGUUUGGAAUGUACGAGGGAUUUGGGUUUAUGGGUUUCUACUAUACAUACGCCACGCGACCCACAUACCCCAGGUCACCGGGAUGGGUAGUGCCAGUAGACAUUUAGGGUCUUGUCCUUAGACAAAAGUUUUGGUACCUAUAUAGGAAAUCAAAGAUUUAAAAGCCUACACUAAUC
Molecule: messenger RNA, 1940 nt
Organism: Annulohypoxylon truncatum
Lineage: Eukaryota; Fungi; Ascomycota; Sordariomycetes; Xylariales; Hypoxylaceae
Product: GroES-like protein
Exons: 1
Coding region: 502-1728 (408 amino acids)
Molecular function (GO): oxidoreductase activity, acting on NAD(P)H
Source: RefSeq, a predicted model, not a curated record